UAGUGCAAUAGUGCAUCGGGCGAGUACUCGAUAGGUUAUGCAUUGUCUAUGUUACAAUCCAAACAAUAUUUUUAUUUUUUUGUGAAAAAUUAGUAGCACAUUUUACGAUGGAUUUUAAAAUAUUUUUACAAAACGUACUCAGUAACCAUGAAGGAGUUGAGGUAAAGAUUGAUUCCUUGGUCGAAUCCUCUUGUACUGAGCCAGGUCAAAAUUUUAUGUCGGUUGUGAGUAUUGUGAAAGUUGAGGGGAAAAUUGCUAAUGUCAGACCUUACUUCAAGAGCGUAUUCGUCAAACGAAAGACUCUCUUUGAAGGUAACAGUCAGCUGUUCAGCAUGGACGACGCGUUCGACAAUGAGGUGGUGGUGUACCUCAAGGUUCUACCGUUGAUUAUGCGGACUGCUGACGUCACCAGGUUGCCUUGUCCAAGCUACUAUCAUGUAUCCAAUGACGUCAUAAUACUGGAGGAUCUUCAAGAACAAGGGUUCGGCUCUGGAAAGGCCAGUGAAGGUUUCGACUUUGCAGCUGCUAUAAGUAUUGUGCAGGAACUCGCCAAGUUUCAUGCUGCUUCGUACUACACUCGGAUGGUAGACCAGGAAAGAUUCGACGUAACCGUAAAAGAACUGAAACCUAUUGGAUUAAUUUUAUCAAACAACAGAUCAAUGAUGGAAACGUGCCUUAAAAGAGUAAUACGGUACAUUGAAGCUGAAAAGGACAUGAACUUGGAAGCAACAUCACUCAGAAGACUUCACGGAAGAGUGACAGAAUCAAUGAGAGAGCUUCGUGAACCUAAGAAUGUGGCUGUGCUUGUCCACGGAGACUUUUGGUACAAUAAUAUCUUAAUUUGGAAAUCAGAAGACUCUGAAGACAAAAUACGUAUUAUAGACUUUCAAGCAUCAGCGCUUCUUUCACCAGCAGUUGAUUUCUGGUUGUUCCUUUACACAAGUAUUAGUCAUUCCCUUCUAGUCAAAAACUGUGUAGAGUUCAUCACACUAUAUAAGGCAUCGUUCCAAGAAGCUUUGUCCAACCUAAACUCAUUCGAGAUUCCAUCGGAAGAGUUGAUGUUUGAUGAACUCUUAUCGAAGGAACUAUAUGGGUUUCUAUCAGCAAUGGCGUAUCUUCCAGCGCUGUAUCUUAAAGGGGAAUUGCUCGGGGAAAUGACAAAAGCUAGUGAGGAAGAAAAGAAAGAUGGAUGUUUUCUGGACAAAUUUGUUCUUCCGGGGUUUAAGGAAAGACUGAUAGAAAUCGUGAGAUUUGCCUAUCAGAGGGGGGUGUUUAAUCACAUAGCGUAGAAAAUAUAUUUGGUCAAACAUGGACCAUAUACACCGUAUUAUUUAUAUUAUUGUAGUACAUAAACGCAAUUUGACUAGGUGGUAAACUAUUUUUCUAGUUACUUAAGGUUGAAAUUAGUUUCCUAAUUUUAAAUGCAAGUCAUAACUAUACAUUUUUUUAACUAAAAUGAACAGUAGUAAAAAAGCAAAGGUAGUGUUCUUAAAAAACUAUUUAAAUAAUACUCUUACAUUCUAAUCUAAGAACAAUAAUCCAACAAAUAUAUAUUUUUUUUUGUUAACUUAACAUUUAUGAUGUUAGGGUAACACAAAUGACUAUAGAAUGAACCACAGGAAAAUAGUGGCAUCAACGCCAAAAAUCUUUUACAAAAGGUUCAGGGUUUAAAAAAUAUAAUCUAAUACCUUGAAACUUAUGUAACAAAUUAUAUCUACACUAAUAACUUAAAACUUGCACCAUCUUAUCAUUUGGGAAAUGUGUAAUAAUAAUUAUUUAAAGAAGAAUAUUAAAUUUAUCUACCAUGGGCACUAGGAUGAAAACUUUGUAUACGAUUUGAUGUGAUAAUAAAUAUGUAGCAUCUCAAAAUAAUUAAUUGUUUAUUUAAAAACGUGUGUGUGCAUUUCACCACAACUUAGGUUAAAAUAAGGUUAAAUACGUAAUAAGUUACUUAUUAUUUUACCUUGAUGUAAAUGUUGUUUACA
Molecule: messenger RNA, 1985 nt
Organism: Macrosteles quadrilineatus (aster leafhopper)
Lineage: Eukaryota; Metazoa; Arthropoda; Insecta; Hemiptera; Cicadellidae
Exons: 3
Coding region: 108-1289 (393 amino acids)
Source: RefSeq, a predicted model, not a curated record